This is a messenger RNA of Pundamilia nyererei, 893 nucleotides long. Its product is annotated as dynein heavy chain 5, axonemal-like. The record is from RefSeq and is a predicted model, not a curated record. NCBI's taxonomy places the organism in Eukaryota, Metazoa, Chordata, Actinopteri, Cichliformes, Cichlidae. Gene Ontology annotation, molecular function: dynein intermediate chain binding; dynein light intermediate chain binding. Bases 363 to 893 code for a protein of 176 amino acids. The transcript has 6 exons. Gene Ontology annotation, biological process: microtubule-based movement. Gene Ontology annotation, cellular component: axonemal dynein complex.
CAGUCGUGGGGCUCUGUGCAGGAUGGCGCCUCGUGUCCACACGUCCGGUCCUUCCUGUCCUCGGUGGAUCAGUUUGUCAGUAAUCUGAGCUCAGCCCGACUGAACAUGGAGAGAAAGUUCCAGCUGCAGCACGUGGAGCUUCCUGACGCCAUCAGCCAGCUGAGCAGCCCUGCAGACUACAGAGCAGCAGCCAAUAACAGUGAGCUGGUGGAGUGUCUGGAGGAGGUGUUGACCCUGUGGACGAAUCAAAACAAGCAGGUGCUGACGGAGAGCAAGCAGAUGAGAAAAGAAGCCGACGACAUCGGGCCGUCGGUCGAGCUGGAGCACUGGAAGAGCCGCACGGUGACCUUCAACAGACCAGGAUGCUGGAGCACAUUCCCAGUCUGAUGAACGGCAUCAAGAUGAUCCACGUGGUGUCCCAGUACUACAACACCUCAGAGAGGAUGAGCUCACUGCUGCUCAAGGUCACCAACCAGAUGAUCAGCACCCUCAGGAGCUACCUGCUGCAGGGCGUGAGGCGUGUCUGGGAGCACAGCAGGCCGGUGCUGCUGCAGAGAAUCUCCGACUGCUGUAAUCUGAAUGCGGCGUAUCAGCGAAGCUUCCACAGCGUCAGAGACAAACUGAGAGAAAACCCUGAGAACAGACAGUUUGACUUCAGUGAGAACUACAUCUUCGGGAAGUUUGACUCUUUCUGCCGCCAUCUGGAGAAGAUGGCCGACAUGGCGUCCACGCUGGAGAGCCUGGCUGCUCUGCAGAGCAUGAAGGUGGAGGGCGUGGAGAAGAUCUGUGUUCGCUACCAGACCAUCGUCUCCACAACUGAAUCCAAGACCUGUGACGUCCUAGAUCAGCGCAAACUGGAGGUGACUUCAAGGGGAAACAAUAGAAUAAGAUAA